Molecule: messenger RNA, 975 nt
Organism: Aspergillus saccharolyticus JOP 1030-1
Lineage: Eukaryota; Fungi; Ascomycota; Eurotiomycetes; Eurotiales; Aspergillaceae
Product: DUF3431 domain-containing protein
Exons: 4
Coding region: 1-975 (324 amino acids)
Source: RefSeq, a predicted model, not a curated record
AUGUCGAAGAGGCGGCUGUUUCGUUGGCCUGCCCGCCGCACUGUCGCCCUUGGAGUUUUGGCGCUACUGGUCACCUCGGUUUUCUCAUGGCUGCUCUGCGGUGGUGAAAGCUAUGAACCUCAACCUGUACUGGAAGAAUACGUCAAUCCUAUCCACGAGCAAUUAGCGGAGAUCACUGCGACCUACGAAAAUGCGACCAGCGAUAUUGGAUUGGUAUUAGCCGCGACGCGGGCGGAGGACUUAACCUGGCUUCUAGAUUACUGCAGGGACCACGGAACAAUUCCAUUCAUUUACAGCACCGACGUCGAACCUGCGCCUCACCUCCUAAUCCCUCGCACCAUCCGCGGUCGCGAGGCCGCCGCCUACCUCUCCUUCAUUGUUGAUUUCUACGACCGGUUACCCAAAUAUACGAUAUUCAUCCAUUCGAACUACGAUCAAUGGCACAAUGACCUUUUCGGCCCCCACACUGGUCCAGCGUUACGCAACCUCCGGUUGGAAGCUGUCGACGCGCAAGGGUACGUCAACCUGCGCUGUGAGCAUGACCCCGGCUGCCCGACGAGCGUCCACCCGUGGAGCCCCACACAAAUCGACCUCGAAAACGAUGAUAUUCGCGCGUUCUUUCCCCAGGUCUACCAGACGCUGCUCAACGUCCCUGCGAAGAAGGUUCCGGAACACAUUGGGAACGUCUGCUGUGGUCAAUUUGCCGUGAGUCGCCAGCGGAUCCUCGAACGACCUCGAUCGGAUUAUGUGCGCAUGUUGCGGUGGGCCGACGAGACAGAGUUGACCGAUAGCUUUGGCGUGGGCUGGGUCUACGAGAAGAUCUGGCACAUCAUUUUCGGCAUGGAGGUCAUAUAUUGUCCUCGAUACGAACAAUGCCGGUGCGACACGUACGGGUGGUGCGGACCAUUGGCCUCGGGCGAGACACUGCAGGCAGUGCGAGCGAGCCCGGGCCCCACGAUGGAGUCAUCGUUUUAA